AUGAAAAUUUCUAAUAUCAUUUUUCAGAAAUUAGUUUAAAAUUUAUUCGAUUAAAAUAUUAAAAUGGACAGAAAAUCUGAUUCAAUGAAAUUGGUUGAAGAUGAAUUUGAUGAAGAAAGUUUAAGCGAUGGAGAUGAAAAAGUUGAACUUCAUAAAUUGAAGAUCACUAAAGCUAAGUCAGGAUUAAUGGGUGGAUGUGGCCAGGUUGUUCUAUUCCUAAUGUUCUGGAUGGUAAUGAUGGGCAUAUGCAUGCUUACUAUGCAUAUAGUGGCAAGGAGCGACCCGCAUCGACAAACAUUGAUGAUUAUCGCUGUUUCUUGUGCUUGGAUUGGACUCGCAAAUAUUUUCGCAGUGGCCGUUUUUAUCAUCGAUAAAUAUCAAUCGUUCAACAAACAACCUCGAUUGUCGGAAGCGCUCGUUCACACACAAUUCGCACUAGGUGGCGUUGUUGGGGGGUGGCUCGCGCUGUGUAUGACUUGCUAUCGCCCUCCAGGGAUUAAAAAUGAACGAAUCGCCGGCUUUAUUUGUCGGGGAAUGUUUUGCUCAGCGAUCGGGGUAACACUGAUUGUGGUAACCAUUGUACGGGUGGUCGUGCCCAAUAUACAGAUGAUGUUUGGAUGAAGGGACUUUAUCAUGCAUGGGCGCCAAACUUUUAAAAAUGCAGGGGAGGCGGGGUAGUUAGAUACACCAUAAUGUGACAAAUCUAACUUCUUGGUUCUCAUGUUUACCGAUUAAUUUAUUUCUAGGAGCCUGUUCUAACUUAUUGGUUGUAACGCUUACUGUUAUCGUAUUCGUAUUGCAAUGUUUCAUUGUUUUUACAUUUAUAUGAAACAAAUCGAACUUAUUGGUUGUAACGUUUACUGAUUAAUGGCAAGCAGAUGUUUUUAAGCCUGCCCACCCUGCCACCCCCGGUUUGGCGCUUAUAAUAUGAUGUAUUUAGCUUUACUAACAAGAUGGUCCACACACCAAGUUAUAUAUAAAGUACUGUGGGGUAAGAUGGGUGCCGUUAUCACAUAAAUCUCCCCAUAUUUUCAAUUGUGUUUUUAACAAUUAACAUCAUUAGUUUAAAGUCCAUGGCUACCAUUAUUUAAUUCUGUAAAUUGUCUCUGUUUACUGCCAAAUGGAACAAGAAAACAAAAUGAAAAUAUGUCCCAUCUUACCCUAUCCUACUCCAAAUUAAACUUUGUAUAUAUUAUUACUUGCAUAACACACGUAUUAUGGUGCUGAAGCAUUACAGACCAUUUUAUAUUUAAAAUAUUGUCGUGCAAUUUUAUCUGGUGACCUUCAUACUGUACAUUAUGUUUCCGAAUAAUAAGUACAAACUUCCGAAAUAAAGAUUUUGAUAUUUUAUGCCGAAUAUUGUAUGUGCUGUUUCGAUAUUAAACAAUGAUAUAUAACAGA
Ciona intestinalis (vase tunicate) is the source of this 1401-nucleotide messenger RNA. RefSeq lists its product as uncharacterized. The record is from RefSeq and is a predicted model, not a curated record. Lineage: Eukaryota; Metazoa; Chordata; Ascidiacea; Phlebobranchia; Cionidae.